Coffea eugenioides is the source of this 2066-nucleotide messenger RNA. RefSeq names its product protein TIC 62, chloroplastic. Lineage: Eukaryota; Viridiplantae; Streptophyta; Magnoliopsida; Gentianales; Rubiaceae. The transcript has 13 exons. Bases 133 to 1578 code for a protein of 481 amino acids. The record is from RefSeq and is a predicted model, not a curated record.
UAACAAGCAGAACAACUGGGCUGGGAAACUCGGGAAUGUGGAGUGGAGAAGCUGAAAAGUCGAACCCACGAGAAGUCGGUCUCUCUCUCUCUGCUGUUAGCAAGAUUUGCCCGGGGUCUCAAAUUCAAUUCAAUGCAGCUCCUGCGCCCUCCUCAGUCGGUCACCUUGACUAAUGACGUUGCACUUCCAUGUGGGUUGUCGACAAAGAGGCCAUUGUUUUUACGUGGUCAGGUAGCGAAACUCGGGUCUUCUAAUAUUGUGAGAUGCCCAGACGGCCACGGCCAGACGCUUAAACCCAUUCAUGUCAGAAUCAGACCUCAUGCUUCAGUUGCUGUCAAAGUUAGUGUAAAGACUGCAGAAUCCGCCCCAUCGGAUGUUGUCUUGAAAGAUGGAAAUCUGAUUUUUGUCGCUGGUGCAACAGGGAGAGUUGGGUCACGAACUGUAAGGGAGCUCUUGAAAUCAGGAAGUAGAGUUCGAGCUGGUGUUCGAAGUGCUCAAAGAGCUGAAUCUCUUGUGCAAAGUGUCCAACAGAUGAAGUUUGAUGCUGUUGAAACUGGAUUAACGCCACCCAUAGAGAGGCUUGAGAUUGUUGAGUGUGAUCUAGAGAAGAAGGAUCAGAUUGGUCCGGCACUGGGGAAUGCCUCAAUUGUCAUAUGCUGCAUCGGUGCCAGUGAGAAGGAAAUAUUUGAUAUUACUGGUCCAUAUCGAAUUGACUAUCAGGCCACCAAAAACCUUAUUGAUGCUGCAACCAUUGCACAAGUUGACCACUUCAUUUUACUGACAUCUCUUGGAACAAAUAAGGUUGGAUUUCCUGCAGCUAUUUUGAACUUGUUUUGGGGAGUCUUGAUCUGGAAAAGGAAAGCAGAAGAAGCUCUGCUUGCCAGUGGACUUCCAUAUACUAUAGUUCGACCAGGAGGGAUGGAGCGGCCUACUGAUGCUUUCAAGGAAACUCACAAUAUAACUGUUUCACAGGAAGACACUUUAUUUGGUGGUCUAGUGUCAAAUCUUCAGGUGGCUGAACUUAUGGCUUUUAUGGCAAAGAACCGCAGCCUUUCAUAUUGCAAGGUGGUGGAAGUAAUUGCAGAAACUACAGCUCCAUUGACUCCCAUGGGGGAGCUCCUUGCAAAAAUUCCAUCCCAACGUGCUGAAGUGUUCUCGCCAGGGAAAUUAGAUGAUGCAGUUGGACCUGGGACUGCAGCUACAGAAAUUGCCACUUCUGGAACUCCAAGCACUACUGUUGAAAAAGAAACUGUCCAACCAAAGGCUGCAGAAAUGACGCCACUCUCUCCAUAUACUGCAUAUGAAGAUUUGAAGCCACCCAGUUCUCCUAGUCCCUCUCCAAGUGGUCCAAAAGAGGUACAUGCCUCAAAUGAUAUCCUGUCAGAACUUACCGGUGGCAAUGAUGUUGGCACAAUCAACAUUGGUGAGGAGAAUUAUCCCCAGAAAUUGGCUUCUCGUCACUCGCCCUAUCUUGUAUACCCUGAUUUGAAGCCCCCAUCUUCACCAUCUCCUAAUGCACCUGUGUCAUCUACAAGCAACGAAAUGCUGCCGUCGAUUGCAGAUAAACUGGGAAAUUGACAUAAGCCUGCCAGAAUUAAAGCAAUCCCGCUCUGACCUUUCACCAGGCGCGAUGACUUGAGGCCUCCAAGUUCUCCCAUGCCAUCUUCAAAGAAUUUUUGAAACACAAACCAUGGAGUUAACCAUCUUGAGAUUAUAUAUGCUUUCUAUGCUUCAGAAUUCAGUCUCCCUUACCUCCUGUGCCCCGGGGGGGGGGGAGUUGGGUAUGGGUGUUGUUGGACGCGGGCUAGAUAGUUUUGGCUGAGUGAGCCGCCAGUAUGCCAUCGUGAUAGAGCUAUUAAAGCAAAGAUUAUGCGCUGUCAGCUCAUGAGAAACCAGCAAUUUGCAAAGUCGAAUUUUAGAAUCACGAAAUUGUACCUACACGCAAAUAAACGUCCUUGUACUUGGAACUUAUCAACAAAUAGUCUGUAUAACGCAAGUGAUGAACUCUAUCGGUAUCAAAAUUAUGUAGAAACUAACAAAAACUCAGAAGGCACUCUUUUCAUAUA